AUGGUGGAAAGCUGCCAGGGGGAAGUGGCGGAGUUAUCCAAGGCGAUGCUGACAAACAACCCGAACGAUGAGCGGUAUAUUGUGGAGGGCGCACGGUAUGUGCAAACCCCGCCCAAUCUCACUUUUUCACUCCCACAGUCGCAAGAACAAGAACAACAACAUCAACAAGAGCAGCAGAUGCCCACAAAUGGCCCACAGGACCCAUCAUCGCACCCUCAGCCACCGCUGCAAAACGCAAAUGCAGUCAUUCUGCUUGGAAAAAAACCCGAUGACGAAUUGGUGCUGAUAGAGGACAUGCAGAAUAUCGCCACGCCCCUCGAGGUUGGCAACAGAAACAGCAGCAGGGAUAGACCGGUAGGUUGGGUCCUCCGGAAUGCACCACACGACGAAGUGGUUCCCGUGUCCACCCAUGGAAGUUCUAUCGGCACACCCAUUGAUGGAUGUACUACAUCCGGCUAUGUAUAG
Molecule: messenger RNA, 465 nt
Organism: Trypanosoma grayi
Lineage: Eukaryota; Euglenozoa; Kinetoplastea; Trypanosomatida; Trypanosomatidae
Exons: 1
Coding region: 1-465 (154 amino acids)
Source: RefSeq, a predicted model, not a curated record